ACUUUGGUGGCAACAGCAAGCAGCCCUCCAUCACGACAUACUGAUCCCAAGGCACUUGUCAGCAGGAAUUGCCAGUGUACCUCCUUUGCUGGACCUUGCAUAGAGAAUGGGCUGAUCACAGCAUGGUGGAGGUUGGAUCUCGGAGAAGAUCACCGGCUGAUUUGCAACUACUACACUGUCAGACAAGAUGGAUCAUCAAACUUCAUGAGGACCUGGAAUCUUGAGGGCUCACUGGACGGCGUUCAUUGGCAUCAGCUUAUGUGUCAUAGGGAUGACAAGAAGUUAUGUCAGCCUCGACAGUACGCAUCAUGGCCGGUGGUGGGUCCUCAAGCAUCCAUCCCCUUCCGGAUGCUCAGAGUCAUUCUCCGGGGACCAACUUCCAGCAGAUCCACUCCAUGGAACCUCUCUCUAUCGUACUUAGAGCUUUAUGGGUACUUCCGUUAGUUCCACUGCGUCUGCUUCUUUCUUUUUUGGUUUUCGAAUCUGGACUCGGACUUGGGUCUGUAUUUCAACAGUUCAUGGGUGUACCAACUGGGCUUGGCCCUUUGGUAGCUCCACUGCUUCUCUUUCCUUGUUUCUGCUCUUUCUGCAGUUUGUAUCAAACUCUCGUAUGCUUGGAGAUGCCGGCAUUCUCCCAUAUUGUGCUGCUUCUCUCCCAUAACAUGGUUAAGACCACUGUCUGGAUACCUGGGUUGUAACAGUCAACACUGUCCCCGUCCAAUCCGUCUCCACAGGCUCUCAGAGACGUGUUUGCGUGUGGCAGGCUGCAGACAGAGGAUGGCAUGUGAAAGAGCGACAGAAGUUUCAGUCGUGGCAUGAAAGGUGGGAUUCUUGGAAUGGGAUGUACUGUGGAAAAGCACCAACAUGGAGUUGGACAGGUACUUCUCUUCUCUUCGCUUCAAGAUCAGCAGAUAUCUGUUUGUGGUUGCUCCACGUUGUCUGUCUAUAAUUGGGAUGUAUUGUGGAAAAGUGCACUUGGUUGCCAUCAUCUACACAAUGUGCACUCGUGUCCGCGUCCGCACGCAUGCAUGUCCGCAAACGUGUGCAUGCAGGACCUGAGCAGGACGCCAAAGGCUGCACUGCUUAGUUUGCAUGACAGCCGCCCCUCGAAAGCGUAUCUGUUUCGGCGAAGUGAGGAUGAUUUAUGGAGCACUGUUUGAUCUCAGGUCGGACGGGAGGACGUGCUCAAUUUAAGCAUAUGAUUUAGUGGAGGAAGAGAAACCAACAAGAGAUUACACAUUCACAGUUUCUGCGAGCGAACCGGGAAUCGCCCAGGUUUAUGGGGGAGCACUGUCACUGCUGAUGGAGCUCUGCUGCUGAGGGAUAAGACAUUCUUGGCUGGAGCUCUGCUGCUGAGCUCCAACACAUUCCGUUUUCGGCCAAAGUUAAGAGUGACGGUGACCUAUGCUGUGUGCCUCUCAGGCUAGUACUGAAGUUGGGCGAACGGCCGAAAGAGAGUAAUUUGCGUGCAGCUCAUCUGUUAACUAGAGUCUCUGCUUCUGUGCUUAGAAUUGACCGGUUGCCGACAGCUCAAGUGACGUUAUGUUCAAUGCAAUUGCCCACAGUUUCCACAGCAUCCAUGGCUUUGGAUUGUAUUAGCUCACGCGUGAGUGCGAGUUGGUGGUUUGGUGUGACAACAUUUUUCUGUCAUUACUCCUGGCUGUGCAUGGCUUUCAGUGCAUGCUUGAAAGGCUAUGGGAUGGUGCUGCAUUCUCACCAUACGGUCAUGCAGCUAAGAAAAAAGGCUAUGGUUCACAUGAGACCCAUGAAGCAUAUCUUGACUCUCUGUGAAGCUUUACCCAAACACGGAAGAAAUCGCUGGCAUUGUGUUCAUGUUGUCAGGUUGCCAGCCGACAACGAGGAUGUGCCUCGACAUAUGCAACGUGAAUCGAUUUCGAAGCGACCCACGUACUAGAGCCACAGUUAAGAGAACGACUUGUCCUCGCUCAGUGGCCUGCUGUGAGAGGCCAGGGUAAUGGAUUGUCCAAGGGAGUGCUAACAAAAAUCUCUCAUGGCAGUCGUUCUUCUCACAGACCAUCUGCUGUAGGUAUGGUAAUGCAUUUCUGCAGAAUUAUUUCUCGGGAUGUCGAGGACUUUCCAUGGCGCCGGGUAUAUCUGUAUUCAGUUUCUACGUAUUUGGAGUAGUAACAAAAAAGUUGGCCAAGA
Messenger RNA from Chara braunii, 2166 nucleotides. Lineage: Eukaryota; Viridiplantae; Streptophyta; Charophyceae; Charales; Characeae. The record is from the annotation of a GenBank genome assembly.